GCCUGAACGUACGUCGAAACGUCAACACCAAAGUUAUAAAAAAAAAGCUAACUCAAAUCAUCAAAGAUCUUUGAACGCGAACUUGAACUUCAAAAUCAACCAUAUCGAGUUCGCCCAACUGAAGAACACAUCGAAUUCCAUUGGAAAUUUCAACCACAGACAGUCGUCGUGGGGCCACGUACCUCCCUUAAAACAUAUUUCUCGCAAACAAAAGUAAUAAUAAUAGGAACCAAACGAAGUCGAGAAGAAAGCAGAAGAGAAGUGAACAAGAAACAAAGAGAAAGAAAACGAAAAAGAAAACGGAAACGAAAAAGCGGAAAAAAGCGGGAUCACCAUGGAUACCCAGCUGGAUGCGCGGGUCCCAUUUCCGGCCUCGUUUCCGGAAACGUUCAAGAAUUUCUUCGACAUGAUGAACGAAGACGAGGACCAUGCAGAGCUCUUUGCCCACAUGCUGGAGGAUAAGGUAAUACCCAUACCGCGACCCAAGCCCAGAAAGAUGAACCCGCAGCGCGGACGCUGCGGUGGCAGCUUGCGAAGCAACAGCGCCAGCGGCCGCUCUGAUCGUGACGACAGCACCGAGCGCAGCUUCCAGCUGCAAAUGCAGCUACAGCAGCAGCAGCAGCAGCAGCAUCGGCAGCAUCUGCAGCAGCUUCAAAAUGAUCAACGCGGUCGCCGCGCCAGCAUUAGUAGCGGUGGAGAAUUCUAUCGCGAAACAAGCGACAUUACCGAGCCGUCGGUCCACUACCCCUACUUGACCCCCGGACGCAUCCACACGCUGCGCUCGACCCAUGACCGCAACGCUCAACACCAUAACAGUCCAGGCCUCAGCCAUACCGGUCUCGGGCCCAUGCUUUUGGGCCCAAAUGUAAGUUCCAGCUCCAGUGGUACGAAUAUGCAACUGACGCCGGGUCCUGACGGCGGCGGGGGCUGGGGCGGUGGCGGUGGCGGCGGCAAUGCACCGCCAACAAGCGCUGACCAUCUCAGGCCAAGACUGGCUCAAGACUGGCAGCCAAGUACCCCGCUAGAGUCGCCCCAAUCUUCAUUCCAUUCACAUCAUAAUUUGCAGCUAGAGGUCAGCGCUGCUUUCACAAGUGGCUACACACCCCCAUCAGUGGCCACAGCCGGAUCCUCAAGCGGCUAUCACCAUGCAUACGGGCCACAAAUGCAAGUACCGGCCCGGUCAGGAUCCAUCCGUCGCCAGCUGCCGGUUAAUGGAGCCAGCAGUGUAGCAGUAGCUAUCGAUGCGUUCGGGCGAAUGGAGCUGGAUGAAGAGGAACGUAGAAGCUGUACGGAACGGAUCUUUGAUGUCGCCUUCUCAUGGAUAUCUAUGUGUGUCUGCGCAGAUGCCGAGUGUACAAAAGCGACAGACAGAUAUGACGUACCUACGCCUGCGUGCCGCCCAGAACAGUCUUACAGCAACGGCCAGAAUCGCCCAUUGUAUGAGAUGGAGCGUGCCGGGGUGGGUCACCAGCGGAUGCUGCCCAUACCGCCGGUCAGCAGCAGACACAGCGGUGGCCUUCGAAGCCGGCCCAUCGUACAGGCGUGGGUCCAGGAGGAGAAUGAUCGGAAUCUAAUACGGAGCGCCGCAGUCCCCGUGGUGCACACCCAGAGUCGACAUGCGGACCCGAGGAACAUCGAAUCCGUGGGGGCCGUACAGGAUUGGCAGCAUCUGAGAAAUAUUGAUGCUCCGCCACCGCGAUACGAAGAAUAUAUGUUUGCUGCCCAGCAUGCAGGCGGCAGUCGGCAAGACCUUCGUCGUGGCUCCGCGGCGGAACCAAACAUGCAGCACUCGGUCCGGCACUAUAUGGCACAGGAGGUUCAUCCACGCAGCUUGCAUAGCGUCGAGCACAGCAGAGAGCACGCGGAAGUAUCCAGGGUUUUGACUAUACAGCAAGCCAUGUGCGGAGCGGUUUCCCCGCAGUACGGCACCGUGGUCGACCACCCACCACCCUCAUAUAGCGAAGCGAGAGCCAUCACUGGCGUGGUCGCCGUAAAUGAAAUGUCCAGCGGACUGGGAGCCAGUGGUUCGGUACCGGUCGAGGCAGGGUGCAGCACACCGAAACGCGCUCGCCAAGUGCAUAUCGAGCGGGAGCCUCCCAUCGGCGAGGCAGCGGCAUCCCCAGCACGGGGACAACGGCAUAACAGCUCUGGCACCUUGUUGGUGCCGGGACUCAGCAACCGCGUGGCGCCCAGGCAGCGAAGGAGAACAUCCAGUAUGCCGGCCGAGUGCCCCAGGGUGAGUAUAUCCUUGAUUGCGGUGCUAAAAGCCAGCUCACUUCCUCUUUUGCCUCUCUCGUCCUCUCCUCCAUCUCUUCCAUCUGCAUCACUGUCGUCCUCUGCCUUUUCCCAGCCACAACACGCGGAGGUGCGUCAGGCGGUGAAACAUGCAGAAGAUCAGGGCAUGGAGUACUACCGCCUGCGCAGUUUUAGCAUUACCUCUAAUGGGGUAUGCAAUUUAGGGGACUCCCUGCGAUGCCGCAGGUCACGCUCGAACAACUCAGUGACAUCGGGGGGUACCUCUUACAGCGGCAAUCGAUACCACAAUAGAAACGCAUCGGGGAAUAUCAUCGAAAGGACCCUAUCACAGCAGACACUGUCCGGAGAGCCACCCACCUUCAAGAUUGCUAUGCUUGGUAGUCCUGCGGUUGGGAAGUCAGCCCUAUCGUUCCAGUUUACGACCUCGGACCAUAUUUGCGGCUACGACCUAAGUCUUGAGAUGGAAUAUGGGCAGAAGACAGUGUCUGUACUGGUGGAUGACGUUGAAUCGGACAUUGAAGUUGUGGAUCAUCCCGCCUGCGAAAUGUCGACGGAGGCUUUUUGCGCUACAUACGACAUCGACCUGUUUGUGGUCGUCUACUCUGUGCUGGACGUCUACUCGUUCCGGAAUGCGGAACGCGUGUUGCAUUAUUUGCGGGAAAACGACAUGCUGCUCAGCCGCGGCGCCAUAUUGGUGGGGAACAAGGUGGACCUGGAACGUCAUCGCGCUGUGCCCCAAGAGAUGGGCCACAAAGUGGCAACGGAGAUUUCCUGCAAGUUCAUCGAGACGUCGGCGGGGCUGUGCCACAAUGUCAAUGAGCUGUUGGUGGGUGUGGUGGCUCAGGUCAAACUGAAUCCCCAGCGCCUGAGCAUGCUCAGUCCGGCCGACCUGGAGCGCGUGAAUAUGCAGAGCAGCAUCCAAAACCACAGACGCAUGCACCUGGAGCGCCAACUGAGCAUGUGCCACAGUGACCACGGGCUGGCUCCGGAUGCCGAAGACGACCCCAAUCGUCCGCACAUCAGUCUGCGAGACAUUCUGAAUGUGGGAGAGAGUGAUCUGGAGGACUCCGAGGAAACCGAGGCCCAGCGGCGACAUCGCCUCAUGACCCGGUUUGAAUUCCUGGCGGCCAACAUCCGCAACGAAUCGGUGAGACCGAUCAGCCCUGUUGGCAAGCGAUGCUCCAUCGGCACCGCGACCUCGGACAAUAAGGUCGCGAGACUGCAGCGCCGGGCCAUGGACGACUCGCAUCUAGGUCGCCGCGUGUGGGCUCGCCCGGAGUGCAGAAAGCACCUGUUCCUCUUCAAUUGCAACGGCAGGGUCAAGAAGAUGACGGCACGCACCAAGACGUUUGUUUCAUCGCUGCUACGCUUCAAGGCAUCCCACUGGCUGAGUCGUCGCACCUCUUCCAGCUGCACCGAUCUCUUUGCGAUUUAAAUGGAUUGAUAGAAAUAUAUAGAAAGUAGUGGGGGCUUGGUGUGGGGUUUGCACGGAAAGGAAUAAGGUAACGAAUAGACUGAUUUUACACAAAAGGAAACAGUGCAGGAAACGCAACUAUGGCAAAGGAAAGGAAAUAAACCAAAACAAAAAAUCAUCAAUUACGUACAAUAUUUGCCUUUUCGGUUGAUUCCAAAAACUCUCAGAACAUGGUCCGAUGGCACACCACUUUGGAUGCCUAAAAUGUAUCCGCUAUUGGACAAGCAGCAAACAAAAAUAUGAUGUCCUUCCGUUUACCCAAAAACAUUCCAAUUGGCAAACAAUAGUACCUAAUAUGUACCUAAUGCAAAUUCAACGCGGACAAUAUUUAUUAUUAUACAUAUUAUUUAUUAUUAUUAUAUUUAUAUAUUAUAUUACUAUUAUAUUAUAUAUAUUACUAUGAUUAUUAUAUUAUUAUAAUAAGAAACGACCCUGACAACUUAAAAACGUGAGAGGAAACCCGAAAAUGGCACUAAUGACUGGCACGACCAGCUAAUACCGGACAUGACUAAGCAGCAACGAUGAAAACUGCAGUAGAUCGGGGCUUUUUUUUUGUGAUGGUUCGACCAAAUUGAAGCGUCCCGAAAAAAGAACA
This is a messenger RNA of Drosophila miranda, 4325 nucleotides long. RefSeq lists its product as uncharacterized. Gene Ontology annotation, cellular component: plasma membrane. Gene Ontology annotation, molecular function: GTP binding; GTPase activity; calcium channel regulator activity. The transcript has 17 exons. NCBI's taxonomy places the organism in Eukaryota, Metazoa, Arthropoda, Insecta, Diptera, Drosophilidae. The record is from RefSeq and is a predicted model, not a curated record. The coding region runs from base 335 to 3691 and encodes 1118 amino acids.